AUGGACGAUUCGCGGGAUAUUAAGUUGCAGACAGCGCUUCAAAAAGCUUGUGAUACCGGCAAUACCUAUAUGGCCAAAGUGCUCCUUCAGCAAGGAGCAAGCGCCAACAUCAGAGACUCCAGUGGAAGAGCACCGCUGCACGUAGCCAGCUUUCGGGGAAUUAAAAACCUUGUGGAAGUGCUCCUUCAAAGUGGAGCAAAUGUUGAUCUAAGGGACAAUGAUGGACAGACGCCACUGCACAUUACUAGCAACCUUGGGGAUAAUAUAGAAGUAGCUGAACUACUUCUUCAAAAUGGGGCCGAUGUCGACAUGAGGGAUAAUGAUGGCAAGACAGCAUUGCACAAAGCUAGCGUCAAAGGAAUGGAAGGAAUGGCAAAUCUACUCCUUCGACAUCAAGCACAUGUCAACUUCAGAGACAAUUUCGGGUGCGCACCAUUGCAUUUAGCCGUUAAUGAAAUGAAGGCUGAAGUAUUGAAAGUGCUCCUUGAACAUGGAGCGAAUGUCAACAUGAAGGAUCCUAACGGGAAAGCUGCACUGCACUUGCUCGGCCCCGCGGCGCGGACUGAUGUCUUGGAGCUACUUCUUCAACAUGGGGCAGAUAUCAAUUUGAAGGAUGCUGAUGGAAAUACGGCGUUGCACUUGGCCUGCGUCUAUGGAUGGAAGGAUGUGGCAGAGCUGCUGCUCCAACAUGAGGCUGAUAUACAUAUAAGAGACUCCAACGGAAUGACAGCAGUGCAAUUGGCCAAUCUUAGCGGAUCAAAGGAAAUAGCGGACCUGUUUCUUCGACCCGGAGCGACGGCUGAGCCUAUUAAGGAUGAAAGCCAGUCACAAUACGCUAAAUCUAAAGUAGGGAUAGACGCAGAGGAGUUGGCUACUGGACACCCGCCAGAAGGAGACAGCCAGGUUGACGGGCCAGAAAUCUGCGACAAAGGGUCGAUGCCUGCAAAUCUCAAAUAUAAUGCUCGGGAUGGGGUCCGUUGUGACAACGGCGACGGCUUCAUCUUGGCCACGUACGACAAUCAUGACAUAUUCUUCGAUGCCAAAUUGGAGUCAAUACGUUCGUCUAGACAUGACGACGAGGACGUGCAUUCGAUUCAGUUGAAGCUCAACUUCAUGAAGUCCAUCUCCACGAACCAUCGCAUACGUUAUGCAAAGGUAGACGUAAGGCUGCGUGAGGGCCCGUCCGGAGAUUCACCCCAUAUUCGCACUAUUAUGCCACAGGCCGAUCGAGUUGAGGUUUCCGAACAGGAGAUCACAUCGGGCCAAAAGUUCACAGUCGGCGCUUCAGGAAAUGGUGGACCUUCCUCCAGUGUCAAUAUCAGCAUGGAAGGCUCCAAGGGAAAAAGGUCAACUUUUAAAGGUGUCCGGAUCAUCCAUGGUGCUGUCAAGGACAGGAUGCACGCUUCCUGGCGCCUUUAUGAAGAGCCAGGGAGCAAAAGUGGUCUACCAGAAAUCGUUCGACUUCUAAUGGUUGUCCAGUGCCAAGGGGAGUUUGACAUACGGUUAUCACUGUCCAUUAAGGCCUGCCAUUUCUUUACGUUUGGCAUUCCGCGCAUGUUGACGGCUGGACAAGGACCGGCCUAUCUGGUGCCGAAUUUGAGUGUUAUUUCUGCUUUUGAGCAGUCGUCAAAAUUACAGCAGAUGCUGGAUGCUGCAAAUCGCGCAGCUGCGGUGGUAGAAGAAGCAAAGAAGCUAGAAACGGCGUUUGCUCAGGCAAUUAAGGAUCACAAAAAGCGAGCUCUGAUUAUGGAGGCAGGAGUAAAGGAAAGUUAUCUGCAGGAAUGGACGGACAUUGUUGAUGCGUCCAAAUCCAGUGAUUUCAGAAUUCUGCGAGAGAAGCUGCUACGAAUGGGAGACGUAGAGCGCGGCCAGCAGAUGCACCCCGCACAGGAGCCUGGACCGGAUGAAAAGUUCACACAGAUAGAGCAGCCUAGGCGUGGGAAGUCUCCACAACCAAAGCCGGAGCCGCCGGUGAACGUGCAGACGCAGACGCGGCGGAUGCAGGACAGGUUUACGGAGAAGGACUUGGGAAGGACGAUCCUCGCAUCUAUGCCCGCCUCAAAGAAUGUGGUGGCGUCGUUCUCUGCUGUGGGCCCAGGUUAUACAACAUCACGAUUGGCUUAA
Messenger RNA from Aspergillus udagawae, 2124 nucleotides. Its product is annotated as ankyrin repeat domain-containing protein. Gene Ontology annotation, molecular function: protein binding. The record is from RefSeq and is a predicted model, not a curated record. The transcript has a single exon. Bases 1 to 2124 code for a protein of 707 amino acids. NCBI's taxonomy places the organism in Eukaryota, Fungi, Ascomycota, Eurotiomycetes, Eurotiales, Aspergillaceae. Gene Ontology annotation, cellular component: cytoplasm; nucleus.